Messenger RNA from Lichtheimia ornata, 1050 nucleotides. RefSeq lists its product as uncharacterized. The transcript has 2 exons. The record is from RefSeq and is a predicted model, not a curated record. Gene Ontology annotation, cellular component: elongator holoenzyme complex; nucleus; cytosol. Gene Ontology annotation, biological process: tRNA wobble uridine modification. NCBI's taxonomy places the organism in Eukaryota, Fungi, Mucoromycota, Mucoromycetes, Mucorales, Lichtheimiaceae. Gene Ontology annotation, molecular function: tRNA binding. Bases 1 to 1050 code for a protein of 349 amino acids.
AUGGCACUCUGCUUGAAUCAACUACUCGACAACAAACGAUCAUGCCCAUUCAUACUCGUCAACGAUUCGGUUCAGUUCUCGGCGUUGCCUCUCCUUGCUGAAUUCGCGUACUCGGCGCUACGAGACGAUCAGCCUGUUGUCGCCAUUCUCACCGAGACUUCUCCCAAGGACUGGAUCGAUCGUGUUGCUUUUACAGCCAAAGGACAAUUGAAGAACAUGCACGUUAUCGACGCCUAUACGGAUCCCUUUGGUUGGGAUAAGGAUACGACUGAAUCAGCACAUGCAGGCAUUGGAUCGAUGCACACUGUACGCAAUCUACGCCAGUUGGGCGACGCACUUCUUGCACCUAUCAUUCAAAAGACUCAGCAUUCAGCAGGCUGUUGUAUCAUGAUCGAUUCGCUACAUCCACUACUAUUGAUCUCUCGACGUCAAACGUAUCAACUUGUUAAGGCCCUUGAAUCACUCACAACAGACACAAUCAAACUCAUUGCAGGAUACCAUGGAGAUAUACGGUUGCCAAGCGAAGCACCCCCUGUGAUUCCUACAUUCGACGCAUUGAAUAGGCUUGCCUCAGUUAUUAUCUCGCUCGAAGCUCUUCCUGAACGCAAGAAUGAUACACAAGAAGCAUUAACCGGCUUUGCACCCAAACCAACAUUUUCAUACAUGAACACCAUGUCAAAUCGAGUGGAUCGUGGUGGAUUGGCACGUAUUGAAUGGCGUAAAAAGAGCGGCAAAGUACAGUAUGCCACUGAAGGAUUCUAUUUGGGCAGUAAGGGAUUGAUCAUUGUUGCUGCACCUCAACUCACUGGUGAAGAGCCUGAACCUGAGGUCGAUAUGGAUGACAGCAUGGCACAACCUGAUCCAACAGCAAAUCUCUCCUUUAAUUUAUCAUUGACGGACAACCAACGACGUGCCAAGGAUAACGUGGAACUCCCAUUUAUGAAAGUGCAACAAGAGACAACGAGUACUAGUGGAGGACACAUUUAUUAUCAGCCUGAUGCCGGUGAUGAUUUUGAUGACGAAGACCCAGAUGAUGAUUUGGACAUUUAG